Messenger RNA from Trifolium pratense (red clover), 954 nucleotides. Its product is annotated as kiwellin-like. The record is from RefSeq and is a predicted model, not a curated record. Bases 55 to 720 code for a protein of 221 amino acids. The transcript is spliced from 2 exons. Lineage: Eukaryota; Viridiplantae; Streptophyta; Magnoliopsida; Fabales; Fabaceae.
AUAACAUGGCAAAGUAACACAAAAACUAUACAAACUGUCUCUAUUCUAAUCACAAUGGCUUCCAUGUCAAACCUUAUUUUUCUAUCUUCCAUUUUCCUUUUCAACAUCAUAAGCAUUCCUUUCCUCGCAAACGCUCUAUCAUCAUGCAAUGGACCGUGCAAAACUCUUGAUGAUUGUUCUGGUCAACUCAUUUGCAUCAAUGGUAAAUGCAACGAUGACCCUGACGUUGGGACCCGCAUCUGUAGCGGAACCAAUCCACCUCCAUCACCACCAAGCGGUGGUGGUGGCACCUGCCAACCCUCCGGAACACUAAAAUGUAGCGGAAAAUCAUACACUCAAUACAAGUGUUCCCCACCAGUUUCAUCAUCCACACCAGCAUCACUCACGUUGAAUGAUUUUAGCGAAGGUGGAGACGGAGGUGGUCCUUCUGAGUGCGACGGUAAAUACCAUAGCAACUCAGAGAGAGUGGUGGCGUUGUCCACUGGGUGGUACAGUGGAGGUACAAGAUGUGGAAAAUUGAUUAGAAUCACAGCAAAGAACGGGAAGAGUGUGACUGCGAAAGUGGUGGACGAGUGUGAUUCGGUGAAUGGUUGUGAUGCGGAGCAUGCGGGUCAGCCACCUUGUCGUAACAAUAUUGUGGAUGGAUCUGUGUCUGUGUGGAAUGCAUUGGGGUUGAAUACAGAUGACGGCGUAGUACCGGUCACAUGGUCUAUGGCUUGAAUGAAUGGAGCUUCAAGUAUUUGCAACAUAUAAUGAAUAAUUAAUAUAAAUAACAAUAAGCUUAAUUUGCAUAAGGUUGUAACUUGCUCGUGUUGUUUCUUCCUUUAGUUGAUCCUUUGUUUUUCUAUUAAUGUACGUAACUUGUAAUAACUGCUAUAUAGAUGAUGAGAAUGCUUAUUCAUGACAUGAGCAUUUUUAUAUCUUAUCUUUAAGUAAUAAAGCAAUCGUUUGUUU